CCCAAUUAAAUCAGAUGCACGAAGCCUUUCAAGUAACUACUGUAGUAGACAAACUCAAUCGUGUCGAGUCAAUCUAUGCUCAUGGUGACCGACUGUUGAUUGGAACCGCUUCCGGGCAACUUAUGGUCUAUGACACCAAAGAGCCUCUUGUCGCUGACAAUAACCAGAUUCCCGAGGUUACUUUGGCAAUGAUUGUUAAAGCAUUUUCAAAGCGACCUAUUGAACAGCUGGAUAUCAUCAAAGAAAUCGAUUUCCUUGUAUCUUUGUCUGAUGGGUUGGUCAGUCUUCAUGACUUGCGUACAUUCGAGUUUCGUAUGGCACUUCAAAAGACAAAGGGUGCAAAUCUGUUUGCUAUCCAAACCAUGGUUGAAAUGAGCCCUGAAGAACGUAUUCCUGUUCUCAUCACACGUCUUGCCGUGGCUGUACGCAAGAAGCUGUUGGUGUUUGUCUGGAAAGAUACCGCAUUUGACGAAACAAAAGAACUCAAUAUCCCUGAUCGUAUCAAAGCAAUGGCCUGGGUGGGAACCACCAAGAUCUGUCUGGGAUUCUCUACAGAGUAUGCUCUGAUGGAUGUGGAAGCAGGUCAACUAACCGAGCUAUUUGCUCCAACCGGACCAGCAGAAGGUGGACCCAUGAGCACUCUGACAGGCCUGUACAACAUGUAUGGUUCCCGUGGUGGAAAACCUAUGGUGACCAAAAUCCCCAACAAUGAAAUCCUCUUGGCCCGCGAUCAUGUUAGCAUAUUUCUUGGAUUGGAUGGUACACCCACUCGCAAGGUUGGAAUCGAAUGGUCUGGUUUCCCUGAACAGAUUGGCUACUCUUACCCUUAUGUGAUUGCUAUUCUACCAAAGCAUGUAGAGGUGCGCAAUAUCCAGACCCUUGCUCUUGUUCAACAAAUCGAACUCUCGAGUGCACGUUUUCUCAACCAAGGAAAACUGGUCUACGUCGCCAGUUCUUCUCAAAUCUGGCGUCUGACCCCGUUUAGUUUCUCAACCCAAAUUGACCAGCUUGUCGACAAACAUGAGUAUGAAGAGGCUGUCAGUCUGUUGGAUCAAAUCGAUGCUGUCCUGAUAGACAACAAGGAGGAAAAACUAAAGGCAAUCCGUACUGCAUACGGACACGACCUCUUCCACCGCGGUGAAUACGACACCGCUCUGAAUUUGUUUCAGGAACUCAAUACCCCACCUGCCCAUGUCAUCCGCCUCUACCCAGAGAUGAUUUCCGGCAGUCUUUCGAUGACCCGAUCUGACGACGAAGUGGAUUCUUUGAGUUCGCUGCGCCGCAAGGAGAAUGACAAUGAUGAUGACAACGACAGUCACUCCCAGAACCACUCACACCACCUUCAAUUACAACGCCCUGAAAGUCGGCAGUCCAACAAGAGUAAGGCCACCACCGCCACCACAAAGAGUGGCCACAAGGAGGUGCCCUUGACGGGCUUAAAUCUGCAUGAUGCUGUCACCUAUCUGAUUCGCUUCCUGACCGACAAACGCCAAAAACUGUCCAAGAAGCUCAACGGCGGUCCCCCUAACUCGCCUCAAAAGUCAUCAUCCAAACCUGUGGACGAAAAAGAAUACGAAGAUUUGAUGUAUGAGGCAUCUUUGGUCGACACUGCCCUCCUAAAGGCCUAUAUGAUGACCAAUGAUGCCUUGGUGGGUCCUUUGUUAAGAGUACAGAACCACUGUGAUGUUCAGGAAUGUGAGACAAUCUUGAUGGACAAAAAGAAAUAUAAAGAGUUGGUCGAUCUUUACAACUGCAAGGGGCUUCAUGGACAAGCCCUUGAUUUACUAGCAAGACUUGGUCAACAGGCAGAGGGUCCUUUGCGUGGAGUUGUACCUACAAUCCGUUAUCUCCAGCGCUUGGGUCUUACUCAAUUUGACUUGGUUCUAAAGUACUCAAGAUGGGUACUUGAGAAAGAUCCUAGAUCCGGAAUGGAUAUUUUCAUUGAUGAUCUUGCCGAAGUAGAGACAUUCCCAAGAGAUAGUGUUGUGCAGCAUUUAGAGUCGAUUUCCGGAGACUUGGCUAUUCAGUAUCUGGAGUAUAUCCUCGAAGAACUUCGAGACAAAUCGCCUCACUUUCAUAACAAGUUGGCAAUUGCUUAUCUUGACAAAAUCAAAGCUGAGGGGUCCCAAGACUCUGAAAACAAGGCCGCUCUCCGUUCCCGGCUGAUAGCUUUUUUGACGGAAUCAACAUACUACCGUGCCGAGAAAAUUCUCUCCCGUCUUCCUUUGGAUGAUUUGUUCGAGGAACGUGCUAUUCUAUUGAGUCGUAUUGGACAGCACGACCAAGCACUGGACAUUUAUGUCUAUAAGCUCUCCAAUUACACCAUGGCCGAGGAAUACUGUACCAAAAUAUACAGAGAUGAUCCUGAAAAGGGCGAAAAGAUGUACUUGACAUUGUUGCGUGUUUAUUUGCAACCCAGCAACAACCAGAAGCCCUUGUUAGAGCCUGCUUUGGAUCUAUUGGCUCACCAUGGAUCCCACAUUAACGCUUCUCAGGUCCUGUCUUUGCUGCCAUUGCCAACUCAUCUCCAUGGUUUGUUCCCAUUCUUUGAAAAGUACAUCCGCACUAGCAACAAGAACCGAAAUAUGGAUAUGGUUGUUAAGAAUCUUUUGAAGGCUGAACAGCUACAGGUUGAAGAGCAAUUGGCCUUUUACAGAUCGAGAGCUGUCAAAAUUACUGAGGAUCGAAUGUGCCCUCAAUGUAACAAAAGAAUUGGAAAUAGUGUCUUUGCCGUGUUUCCUAAUGGAGUUGUAGUCCAUUAUUCUUGCAAGGAAAAGAUUGAACAAACACAGUGGAAGUUACUUUAAAAGAAAAAUGAAAAAGAAAUCCCAGAUAUAUGUUAUAUAUGCUAUAUAAUAAAACAAAAUAUAACAU
Messenger RNA from Phycomyces blakesleeanus NRRL 1555(-), 2874 nucleotides. RefSeq lists its product as hypothetical. Gene Ontology annotation, biological process: vesicle-mediated transport; intracellular protein transport; endosomal vesicle fusion. The record is from RefSeq and is a predicted model, not a curated record. Gene Ontology annotation, molecular function: protein binding. The coding region runs from base 15 to 2807 and encodes 930 amino acids. Lineage: Eukaryota; Fungi; Mucoromycota; Mucoromycetes; Mucorales; Phycomycetaceae. The transcript has 15 exons. Gene Ontology annotation, cellular component: fungal-type vacuole membrane; cytoplasm.